This is a messenger RNA of Chara braunii, 2374 nucleotides long. NCBI's taxonomy places the organism in Eukaryota, Viridiplantae, Streptophyta, Charophyceae, Charales, Characeae. The record is from the annotation of a GenBank genome assembly.
GCGGAGCACUACCACGAUGGGACGGUAGCGAAGACUAGAGCAAAGGUAUGAGGAUGAGCUGGAAAAAAAUGUGGACAAAGUAUGGAAGAGGAGAGUGAGGCGAUCGGAAGAGUGAGAAAACGCAUCAAAGAACCACUCUUGAACCAGGUAAAGGAGUUGGGGAACAAGAUAAGGGAGAUCGGGUCAUGCCAGGAUGAGGGCAAGCUGCGUAGGGUUGAGCUCGCGACGAAAGAGUUGAAGAGUUUGUUCAGGGAGGAUAAGGAGAUUAUCCAGGCGUGGAGAUCAGACUUUCUGGGGAGGGUAAAGGCUAGGAACCUAUUGCGCGAAGGAGCUAGGGAAAAGUCUGCAGAGAACGUAGCAACGGAGGACAAGGACGGACUAGAUGAUCUAGCUAGGAGGACGGAGAUAGACGCUCGAGAACUCUUGAGGGGUGCAAGUCGGGAGACAUUGGUUAGGCUUGGGACUGCGAUCUGCAGCAGGAGUAGAGAUCCUGUCACGGGUGUAGUGCAGAUCAGGAGAGGCGCGACCUUGUUGGCAGAGCCUGAGGAAGAGGUUUACAUAGACACCGGGAUUCUUGGGAUAGAAGGAGAGCACGAGGUCCGCGAUGGGAACGGAGUACUGGUGACGACCUGGACCGCAGGGCUUGCGAGACGUAUGGGCGAGCUAGGAGAUUGGAUGAUUACUCGCAUAGCCCUCGCUAUGAGGCUGAUGGGGGCAGAGGCGACUCUCGAGGCCGGUGGGAGUCAGAUCAGGGCUGACGAGACGGUUACAGGGAUGGUAGAUAUGAGAGAUCGGACCGAUAUGGAUAUAGGGACGACAGAUACGAGAGGACGGAUGGAGAUGGAUACAGGGGUGGCAGGUAUGAGAGAGGAGAUCGAGACGGAGACCGACGAGAUGACUCGCGCGGACGGUAUGACCGCGGGGGAUUCGCGAGAGCGCAGCGUGACGAUUCGCGGGGGUGGUACGACCGAGGAGAUCGGCGCGAUGAGUCACGCGGGCGAUACGACCAUGAUGACCACCGGAAUGACUCACGGGGGCAAUAUGAGCAAGGAGGAUCCGGAGGAGACCGCAACAAUGAUUCGCGCGGCCGGAAUGAGAGAGGGGGAUAUGGCACGACAUCCGAUCAGCAUACAAACAGGGAAGGGUUCGACCUCCAGGAGCGCAGACGACAGGCCACCCACUCCCAGGAACUCUUGCGUCUACUGUAGAGGGGAUGAUCAUAUCAAGAGAGACUGUCCGGAUCUCAAACGGGCAAUAGAUGAGGGACUUGUCGUGCUUGAUGACCGCAAGUACGUCAAGUGGGCAGAUGAUCUGGGAGACGUAUCGAUGUUCCCUUCGAUGAAGGAGAAUGUUGAAGCAAGGAGAGUAAAGCCGAGUAAAGAAAAUGAGCUGGUUAGGAGCCAGAGCAUCAAGAUAACUUUCAAAGGAGAUAUGGCAACCACACCCAUAAGGGUGGCAGCUACCAAGUCGGCGAGAGGGUCUACAUCGAAGAAGACUGACACGGAUUACGUGAUGGCGGAGAAGGACGGACAGCGGAUCGAUGGAAAGGAUGUAAUUCUUUCACCGCGAAAGCGGGGAGUGAAGAAGUUCUUGAUGAAGAGUUCGCUGGAUGAGAUUGACACGGUCGAGCCACUGAGACGGGCCCUUCGGCAGCCCAUGCAGUGCUCAAUUCUGGAGUAUCUGACAACAUCCAAGCCAGCUGGCGACGAGUUACAAAUGAUCACGCGGAAGACUCGCAUACCUCUAUUAGAGGAGGUUCAGAUGACCCCUAAGGCGGAUGCUCCUACCGUCGCAGUAUCGGAGGUGACUGCUAGAGCAGAUCGCAUGGCGACAGUCCUUCUUGAUGGGAUGGAAGGUGUGCCUCCAGACAAGUUUUACAUACUUGGAAGUGGGACCGUGGAGGCGAUCCUAAACGACGGGGCGGUUCUAGAUGCUGUGAUCGAUAACGGCAGUGAGGCUGUCAUUAUAGACGAGGAUCUGGCAGAGCAAGUUGGACUGAGACUCGAUAGGUCAUACUUAUUCGAGAUAGAGACGGUCGAUGGUAGAAAGCAACAAAUCACAGGGGUUUGUCACAAGGCAGCCAUAGAGGUCCAAGGGGUACGAGUGACCCUGACAAUCUUUGCAGUCAAGAACUGUAACUCUGACCUGCUUUUGGGACGGACGUGGUUGAGCCACGUGCAUGCGGUGACGAUAGAGCGACCGGACGGUAGCCAGACAUUGUCCAUUAAGAAGCUAGAUGGGACUCGGGUUAUGAUUGAGACGGUGGAGCCUCGAGACCCGAGGAACAAAGCAGCUCUCGCUGUGGGUGCGGGACCCGGUGAUUAGAUUAAGUCAUUACCUAUCUCCGGCCACGCGGUGCGGUUGCGCGAGAAGA